Molecule: messenger RNA, 1457 nt
Organism: Spizellomyces punctatus DAOM BR117
Lineage: Eukaryota; Fungi; Chytridiomycota; Chytridiomycetes; Spizellomycetales; Spizellomycetaceae
Exons: 1
Coding region: 61-1320 (419 amino acids)
Molecular function (GO): FAD binding
Source: RefSeq, a predicted model, not a curated record
AGGACGGGUUUCUCCAAAUACGCCCUCUGUCGCCCAAUAAACAGAUUGCAACAUAUUAUAAUGUCGCAAGAAGCAUCCGAAACUCCAAACCAACUCCGUGUAGCCAUCAUUGGAGGAGGACUUGGUGGGCUCCUUCUCUACCAGGGGCUCUCCAAAAAUUCCAGAUUUUCCGUAACAAUCUACGAAAGGGACGCAUCGCUCUCGGCACGAAACCAAGGAUAUGUUCUGGGUAUCAAUCCAGAUGGCUAUCAGGCUCUCGCAUCGGCUAUUUCCCAGUCGGACCUUGACACCUUGUUUAAAGGUUCUGACACUAUGACGUUCCUAAUGGUUGACCACCAGCUCAACGUUUUGAUGAAAAUUGUUGGGUCACCCGGGUAUGGAAGAAGCGUCUCGGUUGAGCGGUGGGCACUUCGUCAAAUGCUGGCAAAGGGUGCUCCGAUCGAGUGGGGAAAAAAGUAUGACCAUUACGAGGAGUUGCCUGACGGCGGUAUCCGUGCCUACUUUGAGGAUGGGACAUCCAUCACGGCUGACAUUCUUGUGGGAGCCGAUGGUUCAAGGUCAAAAGUCAGAGCUCAGCGGUGUCCGAAUCUCGUGGUUGAAGAUGUGCAUAUCACGUCGAUUGCGGCUACCGUUGGCACGGACGUCCUUGACAAGGCACCCACUAUAAGAACACUUCUUGACCAAGGCUGUAUAAGAGUUCUCGGCAAAGAGGGCAAAACACUUUUAAUUCUUCCGUACGUGGCCGAACCCCGUCCUGACGCUCCAUCCGACGUGGUGACCGGCAAGCGUGUCGUAUGGGCUCUCUCCUUUCCAACGCCCACGUCAGAGCUUUCAGAAACACUCUCCGAUCCCGCAAAAACAAUUGAAUAUGCAGUACAAUGUUGUCAAUCUGGUUUUCCAUCCAACCCCGAUAUUGCUCAAUUGAUCUCCUUGACUGCCCCUUCGGACGUGAUUUUCACACCUCGAGGCCUUUUUUCCACAGUUCCGCCAAAGGGUAACCCCCUCGAAACUGGCCCCCUGAGUGUAAUUCUCCUCGGCGAUGCUGCUCAUGCUAUGACCACUCACCGUGGUAUGGGCGCCAACACUGCAUUUCAAGACGCCUCUGAUCUCGCUGCGGCGUUGCAAGCGGACGGUGACAUCAAAGAAGCGAUAAAACAGUAUAAUGAGAAGAUGAUGCAGCGGGGCAUCAAGGCUGUGAAGGCCAGCAAACAGAGUACGGAUAUGAUACAUGCUCAGGGAACUUUUUCGGGAGUGCGGAAUUGGAUGUUGUGGGGGAUUGGCGGGAUUAUGAAAGUUUCACAAAAGUUGACUGGAAAAUGAGAUUGUUCAAUUGGAACUUUGUUGCGCUAGAUAGCUGAAAGUAACCACCCAGAUUUAUGCAUUGUCAAUUAAUAUGAAUAUCAGUUCAAUCACACCUUUAUUCAUAGAAAAUCAUUACAUGUAAAAAGUAAUUCUAC